This is a messenger RNA of Diaporthe amygdali, 420 nucleotides long. RefSeq lists its product as uncharacterized. Lineage: Eukaryota; Fungi; Ascomycota; Sordariomycetes; Diaporthales; Diaporthaceae. The record is from RefSeq and is a predicted model, not a curated record. The transcript has 2 exons. Bases 1 to 420 code for a protein of 139 amino acids.
AUGUUGCUGCGUCAAUCUUUACGUUCUCUGCGUUCGGCUCCAAGCACGACAAUCCUGAACAAACGCUUGUUUGCUGCUAUGUCGCAACCUGGUAGCCCGGCCGCGAGCUCCGAGUCUGGCGGCCCGGUCCAGCAGGAGAUACGGAAGAAGCUCGUCGACAAGUUUGGAGACAGUGUCAAGAUCUACAAUGACUCUCACCUUCACAAACACCACAAAGCGAUGGCCGGCAGCACAUCUGCCGAAACGCACUUCCGACUGGUCAUCGUCUCCAAGGAGUUCGAGGGGAGCCGACAAAUCCAGCGCCACCGCAUGGUGAACCAGCUACUAAAAGAGGAAAUGGCACGGGAAGGCGGCAUACACGCUUUACAGGUGAAAGCCCUGACGCCAGAAGAGGAGGAGAAGAGAGCGGCGCAGGAGUAG